Eublepharis macularius is the source of this 5374-nucleotide messenger RNA. RefSeq names its product solute carrier family 35 member E4 (gene SLC35E4). Bases 835 to 1893 code for a protein of 352 amino acids. The transcript has 3 exons. Lineage: Eukaryota; Metazoa; Chordata; Lepidosauria; Squamata; Eublepharidae. The record is from RefSeq and is a predicted model, not a curated record. Gene Ontology annotation, cellular component: Golgi apparatus. Gene Ontology annotation, molecular function: antiporter activity.
CGGCCUUCCAGAUGGAGCAUCGCCCUUCCCCGCUUGUGAAGGAGAAAGCGACUGAUGAGUCGCCCUGGGCGGGCCCACGGAGCACCCGGGCUGCCUGGCUUCAUUCACUUUAAGGACACACCAUCUCAUCAGCUGCUGCCGCAGUCCCUGGUUACACCAGAGGAGGAGCAUUUCACCAACCACAGAACCAUCAGACUUUCCGCUUGCUCCUCUCUGCCUGGAAUCUGUUUGCACAUGGCCUGGCACAAGGCAGCCGGCAGCAGCUGCGACGGAUCCAGCUCAGUCAGUCCUGGAGCUGGGCAGCGUAUAAGGAGGACAGGCUGGGGAUGAAAGCAGAAGAGCUUUGCUGGGUGUUAAUUGCAGACUCUUUGGUCAUCUAACCGGUUCAGCAGAGUUGCCUUGGACACAUCGCAUACCAAGAGGCUGCUGGAGAGCUCUCUCACCAGCACUAAUACGGAGGAUAUUGGGGGUGGAGAUGACCACUUUCCUUCCAUCGGAAGCAGACUUCACCCCAGUUCUAGCUCCUUUCCCUUUCUUCUCCUUCAGUUCCAGAUCCUACGGAGAAAUUUCCAAGCAAGCCAGGUAUCUUCACCAGGCCAGAGCUGGAAACUUUAUCCUGGUGAGUCACUGGGAGUGACUGUUGGAAAAGAUACAGGAGGAGAAAUCACUCUGUGGGCACCAAACUCUGCCAAGAGGGAGUCAGCUGAGGAUCAAGAGCCUGUUGCUGCAGUGGGAAUGGAAUAGAUCGAAGGUGAACCUCGUUUUGGAUGCCUCCAGCCUCACAGCUGCUUGGAAAAGGGACUCGAUCCCAUUUGCGCGAGGCUGCCAUCCCUGAUGUGCCUGCCCUCUCAGAGGAGAAAUGAAGCAGGAAUGAACUCUGCUGAUGGAGCGUGGCCGCUCUCUCCUUGGAAGCCGGAUCCAGGGCAGCAUGGCAGGCAGAGGCUGUCUCCUCCAUCUCUGCAUGCUCUUCCCCUCGUGGCCACUGUGUUUGUCUGGCUGGCCACUGGCACCACCAUGUCCAGCCUCAACAAGUGGAUCUUUGCCGUCCACAAUUUCCGGUACCCUGUGCUGCUGUCGUCCUUGCACAUGCUGACAGCUGUGGUGGUGGGCAGACCCUUGGCCAAGCUCCGGGCUGGGGGGACUGGCAACCCCACCCUCGGCCCUGAGGCCAAGGUCCGGGUUUUCCUGCUGAGCUUAACUUUCUGUGCCAGCGUGGCUUUUGGGAACUUGGGUCUCAACUACGUCCAGUUGGACUUUGCUCAGAUGGUAUAUACCACCACGCCACUCUUCACGCUGACCCUCUCCAAGGUGCUGCUGGGGAAACACCACCACCCACUACAGUAUGCAGCCAUGGGGCCCAUUUGCUUGGGUGCCUCCUUGAGCAUCAUCGGAGAGGUGCAGUUCGAUCAGGCUGGAUGCUGCUUCCUCUUUGCUGCUACUUUCCUCCGUGGGCUGAAAUCCAUACAGCAGAGUACUUUGCUGCAGGAGGAGCGGAUGGAUUCUCCGACUCUGCUGUGCCUGACCUCUUUGCCCAGCUUCUAUAUCCUCUUCACAGCAGCCCUCUUACUGGAAGUUGGUCCCUCCUGGGAUGGCACGCUGGCAUCCAGCAGCAGCCUCUGGCUCUGCAUCCUGCUCAGCUGCCUCGGCUCAGUGCUCUACAACCUGGCCAGCUUCUGUGUCAUCUCUCUGACUUCGGCUCUCACCAUCCACAUCCUUGGGAACUUCAACAUUGUGGGGAACUUGCUGCUCUCUCACAUGCUCUUUGGGAGCCGCCUGACCUUGCUUGGCUACACCGGCAUCGCUCUCACCCUCUCGGGGGUCUUCAUGUACCAUCACUGUGACCGCAUAGCCACCUGCUGGCGCUCGUUCUGCAGGCGAGCCAAGGAAGAAUAAACGGAGACUUGUCAGGCCUAAGAGGUGGCUGGAACUGUGAUUUAAAUGGGAGGCAAAAGCACUCUCCCAUAGGGCUUUGCACUCACAUUGCAUCCCCUUUAAAUAGGGCACGCGUAGUUGCCUUUGCACAGGUAGUGUCCCAGUUUAAAUGAGGCGUUGUGCCAGGGCAGAGUCCCCAGAUGAGUUCUUUUCCCUCAGCCAGCAUUACUAUUAAAUCCAGCCUGAGUACCAUGCAAGCACACAGGUCUGUCAUCUGCCAAGUACCAUGUAGCCAGCAACUCUUGCAGCCUGCAGGAGAGAAGACAGUGUUGAUUAGUGGCUAGAAGAGUUUUGGGAGGAUUUAGCCUCCCCAAAUAAUUAACCCCCAAGUUGCCCUGCACCAUUGCACUGGGCAAGAGGGCUCUGGGUAAAUGCCUCCUCUGUCUAUUGCAGUUUAAGGGCAGCAUGUUUGAAUGCUCUCCUGCAUUAAAAAAAAAUCCUCCCUGCCUAUGGAAAACUAGCUGGUCAGGGAGGAGAGUUAGAGCCUAUACUACUCGGCAUGCUAGUUUGCUGUAUGCAGAGAGCCUUUUUUCUUCACACAGCAUAUUGCCCCUGGGAAAAGAGUUGGGAACAAUAGAGAUACCCACCUUCUCCCUCUGUUGCUGUUCAGGGCUAAAUGUUUAGAAAAGACAUUUGUAUUAUAGAAAAGAAACUGGGGAAGGGGAGGGUUUUACUUAGAUGUUUUGGCCAAAAUGCUCUUCUCAGGGAAAGGCAGCAUCCAAAGGCACAAAAUUCAUCUGUGUGCAGCGGUGCCCUUUCUUGCUGCUCUCUAGAGGGGUCUUUGACAUAAGGUUAGCUACUACACUUAAGACUACAGCAACAGGGUUUUGUUGGUGGGGAAUUAAAUGUCAGGAGUCAGAGGUGCUGAUGUGUACCUUUGGAUCCCUGCAAGCCACAUGGCCCCUGUACCAGUCCUGGUUUCAUUCUCCACCAGCUCAUGCCGCAGCUUGAAGAAAUCAUGGUGUUGGCGAACAGGGGUUAUAGUGUUCUUUUCCUUGGGUGCUGCUUCCUGGCCAUCCCAUUUAAAGCACUGAACCAGCUGUGUGGAGAAACAGCUGUACAGGAGCAUGCCCAGGUAUAUGAAAGAUUGGACCUGCUCAGGGGGCUCUUUUUCUGCUCACUGCUGCCAAUAACUGCCAGGUGGGGAGUCUAGUGCAAUAUGUCUCUGUGUUUGACCUCUGCUGGGCAGAGGAAAUUAGAUGUCUUUGUGUGCACCCACAUGUGCAUGCAUACAAAUCCCUUGCAGUCCUUGGAUGGAUGGCAUAUGCCUCUAGCCACCUUGGGCGGGGUAUUGCUUCACUUCUUCACUCUGCUGGACAGAGCACAGCAGCCCUGUGGGCUGUGUGAUUGUGGGUGCUUUUAUGAUUUUGUGUGCAGUUUUUGAACGCACUUCCACUUUUUGUUUCCUCUCCAGAAUGGAAUGUGUUAAGAUACUUGUCUUUGUGUGCUUAUUGCGUGGAUGGAGACUUCGGGGCCCAAGUGAAAGCAUUAUGAGUGGAUAUGUCUCCAGAGACUGUUGACUGCCUCUUUCAAAGGGCACCCUUACAACCCACUAGUGUGGUGGAAUGUAGUCAAUAUUAUUGUCGAAAGGGUGAACGAAUAUCCGUGUGUGUGCGCAUAUGUAUAUGGCAGGGACACCACCCAUUCUGAAGUUGUAUGGGCUGAUCUGCACAUGCAGGGAAAUCAAACGACACAGAAUUCUUUGGCUUGUGCCAUUUCAUGCUGUCGAUGGUGGAGCACAUGUUUGAAUUCUGCUGACUUUUAAGAAAAAUCAUGGAAAGCUAGCAUGUCGGAAUGGCUUCUAGCCUUUUUCCUGACAUGCCAGAUUCUACAUGCAAGGAGGUACUCCACACAAACAUAGGAGAGAAUUCAAAUGCAUACCACCUUCCUCCCCACCUGCAGUUUGAAAGGUAAUACUGUGCCAGAGGGGUUUUUUUUCAGCAGGAACGCGGUGGAACGGAGUUCUGGUACCUCUUGAAAAUGAUCACAUUGCAGGUGGCCCCGCCCCCUGAUCUCUCUGUCUGGAGAUCGGGGUGGGGCCACUGGCCAUGUGACCAUUUUCGCCAAGGGCAAUUUAAACUUUAAAAAACUCCGCCCUUGUUCCAGCUGACCUAAAGUGACAUCAUUGUGCGGUCCUGAGUUCCACCACCUCUUUUCCCAGGAAAAAAACCCCUGCUGUGCCAUACAAUUUAUCUGCAAGUGUAGAAUACCAUUUUUAAGCUGUCUUCUCAUUUCCCCCUUUUGGCUCCAGGUCAUUUCACACCAUUCAUUACAUUUCCCCCAAACGUAUUUGGAGACUGUACCAAUAUUGGCUCAUUGUUAUUAUAUGGUCAAAUGCCUACCUGACAUGCUGUGUGGGCAUUUGUUCAUGUGUUUUAGUGUGUGGGGGGGUAUUUGCUCAUAUAGCUUUCAGACAGUGUUGGUGGGGUCAGGUGCAUUUCUUUUCUUGGCUUUAAGGAAAUACCUAAUGAAUGAACUGAUCCAGCCAUGCCACUCUCCUUUAAAAUUAAGAGCUGUUCACUGUUGUAUGGCCGGCCACUAACAUUCAACAGGGAUAGCUACAUUUAGGGACAAAUAUUGCCAGUAUUUUAACCCAUUGUUUUCUAUUAACAUGCAGGGUAGGGGGCGGAGGGCUGGGACAUUGUUAUGACGGAAGGGAAAAAUAAAACAGCACACUAUCUCAACAAUUAACAUGUGGCCUGAUCCACAAGGUAGUUCUCCUGUGCAAGCCUCAUUGAAAUAAGAACAGGGGAAGGGCACACCUGUCAGUCUCUCACUUUGUUGCCCAUAACCGGCCACAGCCUGUGGGAGCCACAGCAUCUCUGCUGGAUAAAGGGAUAGUGGUUGACCAAAACAGUAAGAGUGGCUUGUGGAAGAUCAGAAACCCAGCUAUGCUGAGGAAUUCAGCAUUGGUGGUUCUUUGGUAUCCAUUUUUUACUGUAGUGUUGAUUUUUGGAUGGUUCUAGAAUGGGCGUGACUAUGUCUCCUCUUCCCUAAAGCACUUGUAUGGGAAUUUAGCCCUCUGGUCAGGGUCAGUUGCUAGAUUUCUAGAGUAGCAGCAAGCAGGCCUUGGGGAACUGGAUACUUUAAUCCCAGCUUGCCCCAAAGGCAUGAUAGCCGCUAUUGAAGAAAUGGAGGAACUGAGGCAUCAAAAUCCCUGUCAGUGCAUAUGGUUUGGUGCAGUUUUCACACAUGCAAGGCUGGACUCUUCUGGGAAUGUAUCCUGUUUCUUAAAUCAUAAAUGCUACUCUUUUCUGCCCCCUUCUUUUGUAAAUAACAUGUAUUGUAUCUACCCCCGUCUUUUAAAAAUAAUAUGUAUCGUGCCAUUUGUGAUGGUGGUGAUACCCAACCCGCCGCUCCUGGCAUCACAAGUGCACAAAUGAGGCCAGGCCAGCAUCUCCGGUUGCGUUUGCCCUUCAAAUAAAGCUCUAUUUUUGUCUUA